Messenger RNA from Planococcus citri (citrus mealybug), 3685 nucleotides. RefSeq names its product membrane-bound transcription factor site-1 protease (gene S1P). Bases 204 to 3338 code for a protein of 1044 amino acids. Lineage: Eukaryota; Metazoa; Arthropoda; Insecta; Hemiptera; Pseudococcidae. Gene Ontology annotation, molecular function: serine-type endopeptidase activity. The record is from RefSeq and is a predicted model, not a curated record. Gene Ontology annotation, cellular component: Golgi apparatus. Gene Ontology annotation, biological process: proteolysis. The transcript is spliced from 18 exons.
UUUUCGUAAACAAGUACAAGAAAAUUGCGAACACAUGAGUGAAAAUUUUUCGAACAGAUGAAAAGUUCAUAUUUUUAUCAUUAUUCCUUCAACAUAUUUUACGUUGUAGGAGUGAUUUGUAUCAUUCGAGACUUCUCACUUUCUCAGGAAAUUCGAUGUUAUCGAUUUACUCGUGCAAAAUUUUUAAGUAGUACUAAUGUCUAAUGGAAAGUGGAGGUUUUUACCUCCAUUUAAAAAUGAUACUUGAAAUAUUUUAUCGUAUGAAUAAUACUUAUUCGUUCAAAAAGUCAUACUUUGUAAAUAGUUUAAAAAUCACUUCGUAUUUUAUCAGUGUUAUUUUCAUAAUUUCGUGUUUCGAUUUUCCUAAAACUUAUGCGAAUGUGUCGUCUGAAGUUGGUGUAGAAUUCACUUCAAAAGUUGUUUACAAUGAGUAUAUUGUCGGUUUCAAGAAUUAUUAUCUCAGUCAAACAAGAGAGAACUUCAUUGCUGCUGCUCUAAAUGGAUCGAAUAUCAAAAAUUGGCAUAUUAUAAAACGCAAUAACCCAGCUAAAGAUUAUCCUAGUGAUUUCGAUAUAGUUUUUAUUAAUCCAAACGAUUCUAAAAAUGGUCUGGAAGCAUUAAAAAAUCAUCCAUGUGUAAAAAGAAUUACUCCUCAGCAAAUCGUUCAACGUACAAUCAACAGUUUACCGGAAGAACAAAACAAAUCUAACUCCACCGAAUCAAAAGAGGCGCACCGAUUUAAUUUAAAUCAAAAAAAAUUCUGGCAUUCAGCUAGCAGAUAUCUGGGUAGACGACUUUUGAGAGCUGUUCCUAAACAAAUCACUACAAUUCUACAAGCCGAUGUUUUAUGGUCUAUGGGAAUCACGGGUGUUGGUGUAAAAGUCGCAGUUUUUGACACCGGGUUAUCAAAAUCUCAUCCGCAUUUUCGUCGUAUUAAAGAACGAACUGAUUGGACUAAUGAAAAUACUUUGGAAGAUGGUUUAGGACAUGGAACAUUUGUAGCUGGAGUCAUCGCUUCUAGCAAAGAAUGUCUUGGAUUUGCUCCGGAUGCUGACUUAUACGUAUUUAGAGUAUUUACGAAUAAGCAGGUGUCUUAUACGUCUUGGUUCUUGGAUGCAUUUAAUUAUGCCAUAUUGAAAAAAAUUAACGUAUUGAAUCUAAGUAUUGGCGGUCCUGAUUUUAUGGAUCAUCCCUUUGUCGAUAAGGUAUGGGAACUUACGGCAAAUGGGGUUAUUAUGAUCUCAGCCAUCGGUAAUGAUGGCCCUCUUUAUGGGACUUUGAACAAUCCUGGCGAUCAAAUGGAUGUAAUUGGUGUGGGUGGGAUAAACUUUGAAGAUCAAAUCGCUAAAUUUUCCUCGCGUGGAAUGACUACUUGGGAACUUCCACAGGGGUACGGAAGACUGAAACCAGAUAUUGUUACUUAUGGCUCAUCAGUUGCUGGUUCUAGUAUCAAGGGAAGCUGUCGUUCGUUAUCCGGUACAAGCGUCGCAUCUCCUGUAGUAGCUGGUGCGGUGACUCUUCUAAUGAGUAGCGUGUUACAUCGUUCUAACCUUAUCAAUCCUGCUAGUAUGAAGCAAGCUUUAAUGGCGUCGGCGCGCAGAUUGCCAAAAGUCGGAAUGUUUGAACAAGGACAUGGAAAAUUAGAUGUUCUUAGAGCUUACCAAAUACUCAAUAGUUAUAAGCCUCAAGCUAGUUUUAGUCCGAGUUAUAUUGAUCUCAGCGAAUGUCAGUAUAUGUGGCCGUAUUGUACGCAACCAAUUUAUUUUGGAGGUAUUCCAACUAUUGUUAAUGUGACAAUCUUGAACGGUAUGGGUGUUACCGGAUAUAUCAAUGAAAAACCGAAAUGGUACCCGUAUAUACCUCAAAAUGGGCACUUUCUUGAGGUUUCACUAUCGUAUUCAGAAGUUCUGUGGCCUUGGUCUGGAUGGUUGGCUGUGAGUUUAGCCGUGAGUAAAGAAGCAGCUUCAUGGAGUGGUUCAGCUCAUGGGCAUAUCGAACUUACUGUUGAAUCGCCAGCAGCAGACAAUGAAACCAAUGUUCAAAAAUCAACAAUAAAAUUACUUAUAAAAGCAAAUAUAAUUGCAACGCCACCUAGAUCAAAACGAAUUUUAUGGGAUCAGUAUCACAAUUUGAGAUAUCCUCCUGGAUAUUUUCCCAGAGAUGAUUUGAAUAAGAAGACUAAUCCUUUAGACUGGAAUGCUGACCACAUUCAUACUAAUUUCAAAGACAUGUACGAACAUUUAAGAAAUUCAGGGUAUUAUAUAGAAGUAUUAGGAACUCCAUACACAUGUUUCGACGCUUCGCAAUACGGAGCAUUAUUAAUAGUAGACCCAGAAGAGGAAUUUUUUUCUGAAGAAGCUGCAAAAUUAAAGAAAGACGUCGACAAUGGAUUGUCUGUGAUUGUAUUUGCUGAUUGGUAUAAUACGACUGUUAUGAAAAAAAUUAAAUUUUUUGAUGAAAAUACGAGACAAUGGUGGAUGCCUAAUACCGGAGGUUCAAACAUACCUGCUUUAAACGAUUUACUAUCAACAUGGUCCGUCGCAUUUGGUGAUCGAAUAUAUGAAGGCUAUUUCUCUUUGCAAGAUCGCAGCGUUUAUUAUGCUUCGGGUGCUUCCAUCGUGAAAUUUCCUGAUGACGGAAUUUUGAUAUCUAAAAAGUUGAAAGAUCAAGGAGAAGCAAUCAUUAACAAAGAUUCCACUGCACAAGAUACAGUUCCUAUUCUCGGGUUUUUUCAAACUUCUAGUGUUGGUGAAGUAACGACUUAUGGUGGAAGAAUUGUGAUGUACGGAGACUCGAAUUGUUUGGAUAAUAGUAACAGUGUAGAAGACUGCUUUUGGAUGCUGGAUGCCAUCCUUCAAUACGCUUUGACGAGUCAUUUACCUUCUGUAUUUAAGAAUGAUAAUGCACAGCUUCAAAAAACCGAAUUUUCAUUGCCUCAGCGAAUGGAGGGAAAUCAGUUACAUAGGUAUUCAAAAGUAUUAGAAGAUAAUUUAGAAGGUAUUAAAAUCAGACCAUUACCGGCAUGUCCACAUUUAGUUUGGUCCCAUCCAAAUCCAUUAAAUCAAUCUGCCCCCGCGAAUUUAUACAAAUCGCAAAAAUUAUUAUCAAUCGAUAUAGAUAUGGAGUUACCAAUCUUUAGAGUCAAGCAUUUACCCAACGAUACUGUUGACGAGGACGUCGAUUUGUUACCAAUGGUGGCGGUUCUCUUGAUCAUUUUAGGAGCCGUAUUUGUAAUCUACAGAUAUUUCAAGUACAGAAAGAAACCGCGAAGAAGACGAAUAGUCAAAUUCAAACGUUUUUUGUCUGCUAUUCACGCGAAACGUGUACCGUCGGUUUGAGCUUGUAUCAUGUACCUAUGUGGAAAAAGUAUGCAACUUUCAUUGUUUUCAUGUUAGAUUUUUACCAUUAUUUCUAAGAUAUUUUAAGUGUGUUGCUGAUAUUUUUAUACCUGUGUGAUAGUUGGUUCUAGCAACUGCUUUGUCAUUUCGUGUAAAUAUUAUGUGUGAAUUGUUUUUGCUUUUCUAUUUUUUGUCAUGUACGGAUGUACUCGUUGAAUUAUUUUCAAUGUCAGAAGGAUUUUCUAAUUAGAAGUAAUAUCUUAUGUUGAAGACAUGUAAUCAUGUGAUCCUUUACGUUUAUGUGCCUUUUUUUUUUUUCAAAGUUCAAUAAAGUGUACACAUUUUUA